Sardina pilchardus (European sardine) is the source of this 4407-nucleotide messenger RNA. RefSeq names its product mannosidase, alpha, class 2A, member 2 (gene man2a2). Gene Ontology annotation, cellular component: Golgi membrane. Gene Ontology annotation, biological process: mannose metabolic process; N-glycan processing; protein deglycosylation. Bases 902 to 4363 code for a protein of 1153 amino acids. Gene Ontology annotation, molecular function: alpha-mannosidase activity; carbohydrate binding. The transcript has 22 exons. NCBI's taxonomy places the organism in Eukaryota, Metazoa, Chordata, Actinopteri, Clupeiformes, Clupeidae. The record is from RefSeq and is a predicted model, not a curated record.
GCCUCAGCCUGCCAUUUGUGCAGUAUAAGCUCACUUUCCAGCUUACAUAAAGCCCUGAGGUGGAGAGUAGCCAUUUGAAUGCGACAUCUCUGCAGUUUCAAGAGUGCAAUAGGACCCCCUGCCUCGACCAAGUUUCUGUGAACACAUAAAGACAGAUAUUACCUGCCCCCUCUUUAGUGUGUUGGUGUGUCGUGACUGAAGCCUAAAGAGUGAGGUGGUGUUGAUGGCCACACUGCGGGAAAGCAUCUCCUGAACAUAAAUGAGUAAAUUAGCGGACAAGUAAAUGGAAAGGGUCACAGCAGGCGAAGUUGUUGCUUCCAUGCCCAGUGCAGUCCGUCCGCUCUGAGAGAUGCCAUUGCUGCUGUGGACAGUCUGGAGAGGGGAGGCCGUGCCUGCCUGAAGCUUCUGUGGAUAGGACUGCAUUGGACCUGACAAAUUAGCACCCACAGACUCAGUAUGCCUCACUAGCAUACACACUAUGCCACUUGAACAGUAAGCUCCCUGUCUGGGGUCCCGCUGUUUGUAAGCUGUUGUGUGUGUGUGUGUGUGAAUGUGAGUGAGUGAGUGUGUGUGUGUGAGUGUGAGUGUGUGUGUGUGUGUUUUUUUUUUCUCUCUCUCUUGUUUGCCUGCCCUGGAAGUUUUGGAUGGUUGAGCACAAGGGGCACUCUGAAGGAGCCCGGUGGUGGCGGCUGAGAUUUGGCUGCAGUUGACAGAGCGCUGUGCCAGCCAGCCCUUCGCUGAUUGUGCCCUUCCGCACCGAAUCCCCACGCACACCUCCCACACCCCUGCGUCUGACACAGGGAGGUUUUCAGGGAGAGCAAGGGAGGGUUCUGCAGGCAGAGGCCAUAGAACCCCCACCAUAAUCUCCUCUCUCCGCUGACGCCAACCCCAGAGGCCCAGCAUGAAGCUGAAGAAGCAGGUGACCGUAUGUGGGGGCGCCAUCUUCUGUGUGGCGGUCUUCUCCCUCUACCUGAUGCUGGACAAAGUCCAGCACGACCCUGCCAGAAGGCAGAACACCGGGGGCAAUUUCCCCAGGAGCCAGAUCUCGGUGCUGCAGAACCGCAUUGAGCAGCUGGAGCAGCUGCUGGAGGAGAAUCAUCAGAUCAUCAGCCACAUCAAGGACUCGGUGCUGGAGCUCACCGACACGGGCGCCAUCUCGCCCAGCGGCCACCUGCCCUUCCGCAGCACCAACGGCUCCUGGGUCAUGCCCUUCGACGGGAGGCCCACCUUCCUCUCGCUGCGCCCGCGUGACUGCCAGUUUGCCCAGACCCGCCGCGGCCCCACCGAGCUGCAGACGCUCGAUGUGUACUCUCUGCUGAAUUUCGACAAUGUGGACGGUGGCGUGUGGAAGCAGGGCUUUGACAUCACCUACGACCCCGGCGAGUGGGACGAAGAGCCCCUGCAGGUGUUCGUGGUGCCGCAUUCACACAAUGACCCAGGCUGGAUCAAGACGUUCGACAAAUACUACAGCGACCAGACUCAGCACAUCUUCAACAACAUGCUGGUGAAGCUGGCCGAAGACCCGCGCAGGAAGUUCAUCUGGUCGGAGAUCUCCUUCUUCGCCAAGUGGUGGGAGAGCGUGGACACUCACAAGCAGGCGGCCAUGCGCAAGUUGAUUCAGGACGGACAGUUAGAAAUUGUCUCGGGCGGCUGGGUGAUGCCUGACGAAGCCAACACCCACUACUUUGCCAUGAUCGACCAGCUCAUCGAGGGGCACCAGUGGCUGGAGAGGAACUUGGGCAUCACGCCGCACUCUGCCUGGGCCGUGGACCCGUUUGGCCACAGCGCCACCAUGCCGUACGUGCUGAAGAGGGCCAACCUGACCAGCAUGCUCAUCCAGAGGGUCCACUACUCCAUCAAGAAGCACUUCGCCGGCAGCCGCAGCCUGGAGUUCAUGUGGAGGCAGGCCUGGGACCAGGGCUCCGGCACGGACAUCUUCUGCCACAUGAUGCCGUUCUACAGCUACGAUGUUCCGCACACCUGCGGACCCGACCCCAAGAUCUGCUGCCAGUUCGACUUCAAGCGCCUGCCGGGCAGCCGGGUCAACUGCCCUUGGAAGGUUCCGCCCAAACCAAUUGUGGACACUAACGUGGCUGAGAGGGCUAACCUUCUCUUGGACCAGUACCGCAAGAAGUCCAAGCUAUUCCGCAGUAAGGUUCUGCUGGUGCCGCUCGGUGAUGACUUCCGCUACGAUAAGGCUUUGGAGUGGGACCAACAGUACCAGAACUACCAGCGUCUGUUUGACUACAUGAACUCCCACCCAGACAUGCAUGUGCAGGCCCAGUUCGGGACGCUGACGGACUACUUCGGCGCCGUGUAUAAGGCCAACGACGUGGCCCCUGGCACUCGUCCGCCCGAAUUCCCCGUGCUGAGCGGCGACUUCUUCGCCUACGCCGACCGCGAGGACCACUACUGGAGCGGCUUCUACACCUCCCGGCCCUUCUACAAGAACCUGGACCGCAUCCUAGAGUCCCACCUCAGGGGGGCCGAGAUCCUGUACAGCCUGGCGCUGGCCCACGCGCGCCACUCGGCCAUGGAGAGCCGCUACCCGGUGUCGGACUACGCGCUGCUGACGGACGCCCGGCGCAACGUCGCCCUCUUCCAGCACCACGACGCCAUCACCGGCACCGCCAAGGAGGCCGUCGUCAUCGAUUACGGCAACAGACUGCUGCGUGCUCUGGUGGGCCUGAAGAGAGUGAUCAUUAAUGCGGCCCACUUCCUGGUCAUGAAGAACAGAGACGUGUACCGCUUCUACCAGUCGGAGCCCUUCCUGGAAACGGAUGACCGGCGAGCCACCCAGGACUCCCUCCCGCAGCGCACUCUGAUUGAGCUGGACCCCAACGCCCCCAGGUAUCUGGUGGUGUUUAACCCCGUGGAGCAGGACCGGCUGUGUGUGGUCACGGCGCUGGUGAGCUCUCCAAACGUGCGCGUGCUGACGGAGGACGGACAGACCUUACCAGUGCAGCUCAGCGCCCAGUGGAGCUCCCCCCUGCAGGUCAACGCUGAGGUCUACCAGGUGUCCUUCAUGGCGCGGCUGCCCGCCCUGGGCCUGGCCGUGUACCACCUGUUCGAGACCACGGACUCUCCCAUGACCAUGCGCUCCGAGACGGUGAUGCGUCUGGCCCCGGGGUCCGGCGCCGUCCGGGGCCUGGACCCGCUGCCCCUCCGCAUGCAGGUGGCGGACGCCCAGCCCUUCUUCAUCCACAGCCAGGGCUUCACGCUCGGCUUCUCCGGAACCACCGGCCUCCUGGAGACGAUCCGGCGUAAGGAGGAGUCUCAGGAGAUCCGAAUGCAGUUCCAGUUUGUCACCUACGGCACGAGGCCUUCCAAGGACAAAAGCGGCGCGUACCUGUUCCUGCCCGACGGCAGAGCCAAGCCGUAUGCCCAGAGGGAGGCCCCCGUGGUGCGUGUGGUGGAGGGUCCACUCUUCUCCGAGGUGGUCACCCACUACCAGCACUUCCAGCAGACGGUCUGCAUCCACAACGUGCCCGGGGUGGACGGCCUCUCCCUGGACAUCAGCGUGCUGGUAGACAUCCGCGACCAGGCCAACAAGGAGCUGGCCAUGCGCGUGACCACGGACAUCCAGAGCGAGGACACCUUCUACACUGACCUCAACGGCUUCCAGAUCCAGCCACGGCGCUACUUCCAUAAGCUCCCACUGCAGGCCAACUUCUUCCCCAUGCCCACCAUGGCCUACAUACAGGACAGCCAGCACCGCCUGACUCUGCACACGGCCCAGGCCCUGGGCGUCACCAGUCUGGACAGUGGUCAGCUGGAGGUGAUCCUGGACCGCCGGCUGAUGCAGGACGAUAACCGGGGGCUGGGCCAGGGCCUGAAGGACAACAAGAGGAGCCUCAACCGCUUCCGCCUGCUGAUGGAGAGGCGCUCGGGCAGCAGCCGGCAGGUCAUGGACAGUGAGCCCCUGAGCUUCCCGUCCAUCAUCAGUCACAUGACGUCGGCGUUCCUGAACCACGAGGUGCUGGCUCUGCCCGUGGUGCCCAAACACGGCGUGCCCCCCCUGCGCACCUUCGCCCCCCUCACCACCCCCAUGCCCUGUGACUUCCACCUGCUCAACCUGCGCACCAUCCAGAGCCAGCAGGAUCCUCUGAGCCCAUCCCCCUUCACCGCUCUGCUGCUGCACCGCAAAGCUCUGGACUGCAGGCUGGAGGCCCAGAACCCCGGCUUCAACUGCAGCACCACACACGGACAGCUGGCCGUGUCCAGUCUGUUCCGGGGUCUGGACCUGCAGCUGCUGCAGCCCACAUCUCUGUCCCUGCUCUACCCGGGCACGCCUCUGGCCAACGACUCCGCCAUCACCCUGGAGCCCAUGGACAUCUCCACCUACAAGCUCAAGCUACGCUAGCCCUCCACACAGCCACACACGUUUGGGCCCCUGGACGGGGGACC